Messenger RNA from Python bivittatus (Burmese python), 864 nucleotides. Lineage: Eukaryota; Metazoa; Chordata; Lepidosauria; Squamata; Pythonidae. The record is from RefSeq and is a predicted model, not a curated record.
AUGUUUGGGCCAGAUUCCUUCAUCUUCCAUGAUCCAUCUGACAGAAAUGCCAAACUCUGCACCACAGAAGCGAAACUGGUGAGGCCCUUUGGACAGGAAAAGAGAUGGAACCUAAAAAAAUCACCAGUAUUUCCACAUUUCAGAAACCCACGAAAUCAUAUCCGAGGAGAAAGAAAAGAGAAUAAAAAGAAGAGGGUAUCAGCCAACCAACCAUGCCUUGAGAAAGGCCAAUCCUUCAGUCCAGCUGAACCUCUCAGAAGUGCAGAGGAAGAGCCUGUUGAGACAGCAAAGCAUGAAAGUAGUGGUGACAGUAUACAAGACAGCAUUGUGCAACCAAAGGACCAACCACAACAGGAGCUUCAGUUACCCAGAAUUGCUCAGCCUCAGCAAGUUGCUAGACAGGCUCCUUCUGAGGAUGUGGUGCAAAGUUGGCUGAUAACACCACAGUUGAACAGUAUCCUAGCCCAAAGGAAGCAUGAGAGCCUUUUCAUGCACAAUCUGGAAGAAGGACUCCUGAAAAGAAUAGCAAGGCGAAAAGUCCGUCGGCACGAGAUGGAAGCUCUAACCUUUCCCAGCAAUCUGCCCAUGACACCACGGAUGAUGAGCAAGGGAAUCGUCUGUACCACCGAGUCAGAGUUAAAAACUAUGCAGCUGACAUUCCCAGAACUGGAUGAAGAAUCUGCAAAAAAAACUUACCCCAGUGACAGAAAGAAACCAUUUGAUCAAACCAAAAAGUCCAUCCUGCCCCCAUUAAUUAAGAUGUCAAGAUCCCAGCUCUCUGAAAAUAAGAAGAUAUCAGGUUGCCAUCUUCCCACAGUUCCCACUGUCCCUGCAUCAGUGUCACUAAAGUGGGGAAAAUUCUAA